GCUAGUUUCUGGAAACGCAGUACACGGUGACACACGCAGCAUUCUUAAACGGAAGGUCGUGUCCCCUACCGUGGGGUAAUAUUGUCAGUAGUUCGGAGCAGAGAUGAUGUCUGUAGCUGCCCGGUCCGGGGCUCUGUCCCCUCACAUGCAGGCAGCGAAACACUCCGUUAAAAGCCUGGUUUUCCCCGGAGCGAAGGAGCUGGUGCCCGCUGCUGCGCCUGCCGGGAUCCGCCUCGCUCACACAGACAUCAAGAUUCCUGACUUUGGAGACUACCGUCGCUCUGAUGUCUCAGAUCCCAACAAGUCAUCCCAGGACAGCAGUGAGGGGAGGAGGGUGUUCUCCUACCUGGUCACCGGAGCGUCCACCAUGGUGGGCGUCUAUGCAGCCAAGACAGUGGUCACCCAGUUCGUAUCUUCCAUGAGUGCGUCCGCCGAUGUCCUGGCCUUAUCCAAGAUUGAGGUCAAGCUGAGUGACAUCCCCGAAGGCAAGAACAUGACCUUCAAAUGGAGAGGAAAGCCCCUGUUUGUCCGUCACCGCACGGAGAAGGAAAUUGCCACAGAGGCAGCCGUGAACCUAUCGGAGCUGCGUGACCCAGAGCACGACAAGGAUAGAGUGAUCAACCCCAGCUGGGUCAUCGUCCUUGGCGUGUGCACCCAUCUGGGCUGCGUGCCCAUCGCCAACGCCGGAGAAUGGGGAGGCUACUACUGUCCCUGCCAUGGCUCCCACUACGAUGCCUCAGGAAGAAUAAGGAAGGGACCUGCUCCUCUGAACCUGGAAGUUCCCUACUACGAGUUCCCUGAUGAAGACACAGUCAUUGUUGGAUAAAUACUCGAGCUCAGUGGCCGUUCCUCUGUAAUUUUUAUUUUUAAAUGGCGAUGUGAAAGAGCUGGGGGUGACACAAAGUAUGUAUAUUUAAUAAAGAGAUAUCUCCAACCUUA
This is a messenger RNA of Pleuronectes platessa (European plaice), 939 nucleotides long. RefSeq names its product cytochrome b-c1 complex subunit Rieske, mitochondrial. The record is from RefSeq and is a predicted model, not a curated record. Gene Ontology annotation, cellular component: membrane. Lineage: Eukaryota; Metazoa; Chordata; Actinopteri; Pleuronectiformes; Pleuronectidae. The coding region runs from base 104 to 826 and encodes 240 amino acids. Gene Ontology annotation, biological process: mitochondrial electron transport, ubiquinol to cytochrome c. The transcript has 2 exons. Gene Ontology annotation, molecular function: 2 iron, 2 sulfur cluster binding; quinol-cytochrome-c reductase activity.